GUUGUGAAUGGCAAACAGCUUGUUCGAAUUUCACAUGUAGCUUUCAAUUUGUUUAUUUGCAUUUUGCGGCCGAAAUGAGCGCAACAAGUGACAAAAGGGUUGUAAUAAACAAACGUUUAAAAUGUCUGCCCCGAGAGGCGCUGGAAAAACUGAGCCAAACGGAGCUUAUUGACAAGGUUGUCCAACUGGAGGCCUACAACUUUCAGUUGCGGAAUCUGCUACAGAAAAAGUUAACUGAACAGGACAAAAACGAUGAGGAAUAUUCUGUAUUAUUUGAAAAAGAUGCGGAAGAGAGAAUCUCUAAGGAGACAAAGAUAUCCAGCAAGAUGCAGAAACAACGAAAGUUCGAUUGGAGCAGUGUCCACAGGCGACAUGUUUUGCUGAAGAUUACCUACUUUGGUUGGGAUUAUCAGGGGUUUGCCUGCCAGGAGGACUCCAAUGAUACCAUCGAAUCCAACUUGUUCCGUGCUCUCAGUCGCACUUGCCUCAUCGAAUCCCGUGCCAGCUCCAAUUAUCACCGCUGUGGACGCACCGACAAGGAGGUGAGUGCCUUCUGCCAGGUGAUCUCCAUCGAUCUGCGCAGCAAGCACUCACCCAAAACUCAACUGAAUCCCGAUGCUCUGUUAUCCGAGAUCGACUAUUGUGGACUCUUGAAUCGAGUGCUGCCCAAGAACAUUCAGUGUGUGGCCUGGAUGCCACUCCGUAGUCCUGUUUACAGCGCUCGUUUUGACUGCAUUUCGCGUAGCUAUCGUUACUAUUUCCCCAAGGGCGAUCUAGACAUUUCUGCCAUGCAGGAAGCCUGCAAUCUCCUAGUGCGCCACGCGGACUUUAGGAAUUUCUGCAAAAUGGAUGUGCACAACGGAGUGACCAACUAUAUGAGAAAUUUGCAAUCAGCAAGGGUGCAAGCUUGUGAGGAGAGGCUACCAAAUACAGGCUACGACAUGUACUACUUGGAGAUCCAAGCCAAUGCUUUCCUCUGGCACCAGAUUCGUUGCAUCAUGGCAGUGCUCUUACUUGUUGGUCAGGGGAAGGAGAAACCAAGCGUUAUAAGCGACCUGCUUGAUGUGGACUGCAAUCCCUGCAAGCCUCAGUACACACCAGCCAUUGGUCUGCCCUUGAACCUUUUCCGUUGUGAUUUCCGAGACAAGACCACCAGAAGUGUAAGCCAUCCUGCUGGCGCGGAUGCAAAUGAAGAGGCCAUGGAUACAGCCCCGGAGGAAACCGAAGGCUCGAAUGCUUCUGAUCACCAAGAAGAACGCGAUCUUACAAACUGGAUUUACAGUGAGGAAAAUUUACAAAAGCUUAUUGAAAACACUCAAUGCGAGUGGACGCAGUUUAGUGUGAAAAGCACCAUGAUAAAAAAUGUGCUUGAGCAACUGGAAAGCUUACUAGAGGAGAAUUUUAAGCCCAAAGAGAAGGUGCUGGCCCAAGUGAUCCUGCUGCAGGAUUCAGUCAAACCGCGUCAAUAUCAGCCUCUCUUGGAACGCAAACGUUGUGAGAGCUUGGAGAAUCGGAUAGAACAUUUUGUAAAGAAACAACGACUUAUUGUCAAGAAUGAAACGACAACGGGGGAUUAGCUGUAAUAAACUUUCAAGAAAACAAAUCUUA
Messenger RNA from Drosophila elegans, 1608 nucleotides. RefSeq names its product tRNA pseudouridine(38/39) synthase. Lineage: Eukaryota; Metazoa; Arthropoda; Insecta; Diptera; Drosophilidae. Gene Ontology annotation, biological process: tRNA pseudouridine synthesis; mRNA pseudouridine synthesis. The record is from RefSeq and is a predicted model, not a curated record. Bases 75 to 1577 code for a protein of 500 amino acids. Gene Ontology annotation, molecular function: pseudouridine synthase activity; RNA binding. The transcript is spliced from 5 exons. Gene Ontology annotation, cellular component: cytoplasm; nucleus.